Molecule: messenger RNA, 1802 nt
Organism: Polychytrium aggregatum
Lineage: Eukaryota; Fungi; Chytridiomycota; Chytridiomycetes; Polychytriales
Exons: 1
Coding region: 316-1743 (475 amino acids)
Source: RefSeq, a predicted model, not a curated record
AUGACAAUGACCUGGGCGUGGGGUUUGCGACAUUGUUCCUUGAUGGACUGCAUCGCUCGCUUGAACUUGACUGUGUCCAGUCCCGGAGGCAGGUAGAAGCAUCCGAUGUAUGUUCGGCUGCCGUACCUGAUCCAGGUGAACAGGCCGUCCGGGUCUAUCCCUUCGACGUUUAGAUCGUUGGGAUCGAUGGUUUUGCUGUUGUAUAGGAUGGCGAUGCCGCCACCCUUUCGGUCUGUUCGACGGUGUUCGACGACCGUCAGCUGCUUCCACGGGUUGGUCGCUCCGGGGUAGAGGAGCGUUUCCUGGGUGGCCAGGAUGUCGACCUUGAGGUCUUCUAUGAGGUUCUUGACAGCGGUUUGCCUCGCAUGGAGGCCACGGACGUUGAAGGAUGCGACGGUCAGCUCUGUCCGUAGAGCGCCGCCUCCUGUUGGGUUCUCACUUAUCAUUGGGGGUGAUGGUUUCUGCGUCGCUGACGUCACCAUUCUCGUUGUUUUCGUCUGCACCACUCAGGUCCAUGAGUUCCGCGCAGUCGUUUGGGGUUUGGGGCCUAUCCAGUUGGGUGGCCUCGAUGCGGAUGUCGCGGCGGUUGACCGUCUCUCCGUCAAGGAUGGAUCUGGCCAAGCGGUCAAACUCCUGGCGGUAUGCCAGGGGAAUCUGCAUCUGGAGGCUCCUCUUGACCGUGAAGUCUUUGGCCCUCUUAACGCGGUUGAGGGACUGCAGCAUGUGUGUCUUGAGCUGCUCUUUCUCAUUCUCCUUAGUUUGGGACUUUUGGAGCUUCUUCUUGAUGGGAUCGUAGCCGGUCAGGAGACUCAGCUUCUUUCCCUUGUCGGUGGGGAGGUUGAGGAUUUUGGAGAGGAUCUCCUCCUUCUUUGCAGCGUCACGGAUCAGGAUCUCGAUGACGUUAUUCUCCGGGAACGAGAUAUCGGCGAUCUCGCGGCUGGGGAUGCCGAUGCUCUGGAACGUCUUUCUGACGAGUCCGUAGGGGAGUCGCUGGAUCCCUUUGACGUAGACCCACUCCAUUCGGUUCACCUUCUCGCGGAGGGGCUCGUUGGUGAUGCUGCUGUUGUUGAUGUGGCCCGAGAUCCAGGCCGGUCGCUUGGUGGCGCUGGGGACGAUCUUCAACUCUCUGUUGGGGACUCGUCCGGUGGUGAGGAUACGGCCACACUCGGCCAUCUUCUCGUUUCCAGAGAGGCUCUGGACGUGCUCUGUGGCCUUGGCGAUGUUGGCCUUGAGAGCCUCGCUGUAGCUCAUCAUGGGCGGUUUGGACGCCGAGUCCUUCUUCUGGGUAGCCCUUUGGGGGGCUUUUUGUGCCUGUUCGGCUUUGAUCUUCUCGAUGACGUCUUCAACCGAUUUGAGGGUGUCUUGGAUGAUCUCGAUAGCGCCGGUAGACAGCUUGGCUUUGUCGGCGCUCUUGGCGAGCUUGGUUUGGAGGGCCUUGAGGGUUUCAAGGGCCGACAGAUCUUCGUCGUCGCUUUCGCCGCAGCUGUCGCUCAUGCUGCUGGUAAGGUCAAUCUCGGGAGCGUCUGGUGUCAAGUCAGGCUUGAUCCGUGCAUAGGCAGCGGCGCACUUUCUGUUGAACCCCUCGAUGAUGGCUUGAUCUGUGCUGUGGAGGAGCUCUUCCGCCCUGGCGGCGGUGCCUCUGGACAUAGCGGCCCAGGCGUGGAAGCAGGUCAUCUUGAAGUGUCCGUACUUCUCUUCGCAUCCUCUGCUGCAGAUGCGGUGGCCUUUCUCGUCGAUUGUUGACGGUGCACCACAGUACACGCACUCGGGGGUGACGAGGAGGUGUCGGGUGGCCCAGAAGA